This is a messenger RNA of Chenopodium quinoa (quinoa), 2484 nucleotides long. Its product is annotated as E3 ubiquitin-protein ligase RGLG2-like. NCBI's taxonomy places the organism in Eukaryota, Viridiplantae, Streptophyta, Magnoliopsida, Caryophyllales, Amaranthaceae. Bases 581 to 2059 code for a protein of 492 amino acids. The transcript is spliced from 12 exons. The record is from RefSeq and is a predicted model, not a curated record.
ACAUGCAAACUAAUUCAUAGUAUAUCCAAAACACUUUAUAACCCAAUAAAAAACCAGAACACUUUUAGCACGUAACACAAAUUUACCCCAAAAAAAUCUAAAGUCAUAAAUAUAGUUUCCAAGCUUCUUCCUCAUCUACAACACAACAAAAAAAAAUACAGCGGGAAACAAACUAUAUACGCUACACAUUAAAUUACGAAUGUCUUUUUCUUAUUUAUUCCGUAUUACUACUAUAAUCAAUCAAUCAAAUUAACUUUCAAAAAAUAGACAAACUAAAAUUUUUUAAGUCUUUUUGGCAUUCAGAAUCCCAUUGACUCUCUCUCCUCCUAAAAAAACCACUCCAACAACAAUAACAACAACAGCAACAACAAAAAUAAUCAUUUUCUCUCUCCUCUAAUUUUUCUCUCUAAUUUCUGCUUCAAUUACACUGGAUUAAGGUUUAAAUUAGGGUGCUCUGCGUCGUUGUGGUGGAAAUUGUCGGGUUAAAAGAUUUGAAUUCCACGUGGAGUUCAUUGUCAUUCUCCUUUUUAGGAGUUAUUUUACUGAUUGAGGAAAGAGUCUUUGCUAAAAGUUGGUUUUUAUGUUGCUUUGGUUUGCAUUUUUGGUUGCUUUGGUGUAUGUCAUUUUGAGAAGUGGUAUAAUCGAAGUAAAAAUGGGAAAUAAAAGUUCGUCAAGGAGGAGGUCAAUGUCAUCAUAUGACCGGGCUUCUAGCCAAAACUAUGGGUUUCCACCACCUUCUCCAUAUUCAUCUCAGCCAGGUUACGCACCACAAACGCCUUAUACAUCUCAUCAUCCUCAGUACGCUCCUUCACCAUUGCCUCAGACUUAUGCUCCUCCUCCUAGUGCUACACGGCCUAAGAAGACGUUGGAAAGAAAGUAUUCAAGGAUUGCAGAUAACUAUAGUACCUUGGAUGAUGUUACGGCAGCACUUGCACAGGCAGGGCUUGAGUCUUCCAAUCUAAUUGUUGGCAUUGACUUUACAAAGAGCAAUGAAUGGACAGGUGCUAAGUCAUUCAAUAGGCGAAGUCUACAUCACAUUGGGAAUGAUCCGAAUCCCUAUGAGGAAGCAAUAUCAAUUAUUGGAAAAACUCUAUCUGCAUUCGAUGAGGAUAAUUUGAUCCCAUGUUAUGGAUUUGGAGAUGCAUCUACCCAUGACCAAGAUGUCUUUAGUUUUUAUGAUGAAGAUAGAUGCUGCCAAGGAUUUGAGGAAGUUCUCUCACGCUAUAGAGAGUUGGUUCCCCAACUACGGCUAGCUGGGCCAACCUCAUUUGCUCCAGUUAUUGAAAUGGCCAUGGCAAUUGUCGAGCAAAGUGGUGGACAGUAUCAUGUUUUGCUGAUUAUUGCUGAUGGACAGGUGACAAGGAGUGUUGACACGCAGCAAGGCAACCUUAGCCCACAAGAGCAAAAGACUAUUGAGGCAAUAGUUCAAGCAAGUGCAUAUCCCCUGUCAAUAGUUCUGGUGGGAGUGGGAGAUGGCCCAUGGGACAUGAUGAGAGAGUUUGAUGAUAACAUUCCUGCUCGGGCAUUUGAUAAUUUCCAAUUUGUGAAUUUCAUGCAAAUCAUGUCGAAGAAUGUGGACCCAUCGAAAAAGCAAACAGAAUUUGCGCUCUCAGCCUUGAUGGAAAUACCUUCCCAAUAUAAAGCUACCCUUGAACACGGCAUAUUAGGCCGAAGAACUGGACAUUGCCCGGAGAGGGUUUGCCUUCCUCCACCUCAAUACAAUGCUGCUGCUGGACGCAGUGGCUCAAAAUCAUAUUCUCGCGCUAACAGUUUUCAGAAGAGCGCUCCAACUUAUCCUUAUCCAGGAGCUGGACUUGGCACAAGUUCAUCUUCAACCCCUGCUUACAGUAGCACAGCACCACCCUCAGCUUCUCCUUAUAGUAGCACCACUCCACCCUCAACUUCUGCUAAUGAAAAUCAGCUUUGUCCUAUAUGCAUCACCAGUCCUAAGAAUAUGGCUUUUGGUUGUGGGCAUCAGACAUGCUGUGAUUGUGGAGAGUUUCUGGAUUCUUGCCCAAUAUGUCGUCGUUCUAUUGAGACCAGAAUAAGGCUGUACUAAAGAUCUUCAGCAUCUCUGAAGUCUUUUAGGUGGUAUUACUAGCUUGAGUAGUUCAUUAGAUUUUAGAGGUGGUAUCUUAUUGGUUUUCAAAGCCAUCCGAACUGUCAUCGUUAUGGAGGAAAUCUGUUUCUGGCGAUUCAGUUAUGUGAGAGUGAAGAAACUGUCUGCAAUUCGCCCCCAAGACCAAAUGGGUUAUGCUGAUGCGCUGUGUGGCAUUGAAUUUGUAGGAUUUGGGUUUUGGUGGGAAAAUCAGCUGCAAUUGAUUGGCAUGGUAUUGAAAGUAUUUUAAAGUAUCUUUGUUAUCUGUUCUUUAUGGCAAUUUUCUUCUCUCUGCAGAUCCUAAUAAUUUUCAUGCCCUGUUUGCAGUAAAUUUUGCUGGUUGUUGACAAAAACCACAUUGAUGUAAAUACCAUUUUCUUUCAUUA